CCACAUUUCGAAUUCGAAAAUUCAAAGUGUAAAACAGUUUGACUACAUGAAUUAAGAAAAACUAACCAAAAAUCUGAAAGUAAACAACACAUUAUCUACAGCGAUCACCUAUGAUCUAUAAACAAAACAGAGCAUUUAUAUAUAUAAACAACACAUAUCAUUUACGAUAACACCAAGAACACAACAUUUCAACAUGAAAAGCUCAAGAUUAGUUUCGGUCUUCUUAUUCGUUUACGCAACGAUCCUAUCGAUCGGGUCGAUCAUCUGCAAAGACAGCAACAAUCUUGUAACGAACCAAGCCGCGUUGUUCGUGUUUGGAGAUUCUCUGUUCGAUGCCGGAAAUAAUAACUACAUCGAUACUUUCUCAAGAUUCCGAGCUAAUCUCUGGCCGUACGGCCAAACAACAUUCAAAAAUCCCACCGGAAGAAUCUCCGACGGACGUUUGAUUCCUGAUUUUCUCGCGGAGUACGCUUGGUUACCGUUGAUCCCGCCAAAUCUACAACCAAGUAACGGUAAUAACCAAUUUACCUAUGGGGUAAAUUUUGCUUCAGGUGGUGCCGGAGCUUUGGUCGGAACCUUUCCCGGAAUGGUGAUUAAUUUGGAGACACAGUUAAAUAACUUCAAGAACGUUGAAAAGAGUUUGAGAUCUGAGUUAGGAGAGUCAGAGGCUAAGAGGAUUUUCUCAAGAGCAGUUUAUCUAUUUCAUAUUGGAGCCAACGACUAUAUUUAUCCGUCCCUUUUUGCAAAUUCUUCAACUUCCCAAUCCAAUUCCAAAGAGAAUUACUCCGGUUUAGUUAUUGGUAACAUAACCAUUGCAAUCAAGGAAGUGUAUAAAAUUGGAGGAAGAAAGUUUGGAUUCUUGAAUUUGGGAGCGUAUGAUUGUGCACCAGCCUCAUUGAUUAUAGACCGAACAAAGAUAGGAUCUUGUUUCAAGCCACUCACCGAGUUGAUGAAUCUGCAUAACAAGAAGUUUCCUAAUGUUUUAAGGCAGUUGGAGCACGAACUAUCCGGAUUCAGAUACGCCCUUCACGAUUAUCACGCUUCUUUAUCCGAAAGAAUCAACAAUCCUUCAAAAUACGAGUUUAAGGAAGGGAAGAAGGCAUGUUGUGGGACUGGACCAUUAAGGGGAAUCAAUACGUGUGGAGGCCGAGUUUUGGGACCAGCACAAGGCUACGAGUUAUGUGAAAACGUUACGGAUUACUUGUUUUUCGAUUCAUUUCAUUUGACAGAGAAGGCUCAUCGACAGAUCGCAGAGCUUAUUUGGAGUGGACCGUCAAAUGUUACCGGACCUUAUAAUCUCAAAACCCUGUUUGAAUUGAAGUAGAUUUUGUCGAUGUAUACAUACAAAUAUAGGUCCUAGCUAUUAAAAUAAAAGACGAGGUUACUAUCUUGUAUAGUCCUAGCUACUAUUAGUCAUGUUCUUUGUGUUGUUUAUAAAUACAAAGAAUUGAUAA
Messenger RNA from Camelina sativa (false flax), 1454 nucleotides. Lineage: Eukaryota; Viridiplantae; Streptophyta; Magnoliopsida; Brassicales; Brassicaceae. The record is from RefSeq and is a predicted model, not a curated record.